This is a messenger RNA of Lactuca virosa, 1109 nucleotides long. NCBI's taxonomy places the organism in Eukaryota, Viridiplantae, Streptophyta, Magnoliopsida, Asterales, Asteraceae. The record is from the annotation of a GenBank genome assembly.
GUGGGAUAGUUGACGCUCGUGUGCCCUAGAAGAGACUCUCUUCUGCAAUCAAGAACGGGUAGUCCACAGGAGGACACUGUAGGAAUCGAGAAGUGAGGUUUGUGAAUUGAUUCAUGGGGAAGAAGAACAGUGAAAGUAAACAACUGCCACACAAGGAAAAACCACAGGAAGAAGAGAUCGAAGGUAAAUUCCUGCUAGGCAAACCCAAAUUCAAAAGGCUCGAAAACGGCAGGUACAAAUGCGUGGAAACCGGCCACGAAUUGCCGGCUGAUGCCAGGGAGUCCUACGCACUUACCAAGCACUGCCGUCUCGGGCUCAUCGAUUCCGCCUUGGCGCGUAAUAAGCCUCCUCUCAAUAUGUUCAACCAAGACCCUCUUUGCCGUUCUAAGCUAAUUUGCAAGCUAACAGGGCAUACUGUGAAUAAAAUUGAGGAACAUAUAUGGAAGCAUAUCAAUGGGAAACGUUUCCUCAACAUGUUAGAAAAAGAGGAAGCUGAAGCUGGUAAAGAAGCAUCAAACGAUAUGGUGGAAGAUGAAAACAAGCAGAAACCAGAAAAGGCUUCAGAUAGCAAAGAGGAUGGUUUGAAGAAGAAAAAGAAAAAGAAGAAGAAGAAGAAGAAGAAAAUGGAGGAGGAGGAUGUUAGUAAGAUCAUCUCUGAAGUGAGGGAUCCAGAAGAAAAAGAUAGUGAAUCAGAGGAAAUGGAGUUCUGGAUGCCUCCAGUAGGAGACCGUUGGGACUUUGAUGAUGGAAAAGAUCGAUGGGCUUCUGGUUCAGAAUCAGAAAAUGAUCCAGAAAGUGAUGAUGCAAACGAAGCAGUUGAACAUGUUUCAGAUGCUAAAGAGAGCAAUGAGACACAUGAGCUUUCUAAUAGGACAAAGAGAAUGUCAAUUGAAAUUGGAGCAAGUGAUUUUGCUUCAAGUAAGAAGAAGAAAAAGAUCCAAUCCACAUGAUGAUUUAGCCCCAUGGUAAUUGGUAUGAGCUAAUCUUGAAGUUGCAGUUUUGUGUUGUUUGUUUGUGUUUUUGAACUCUUAAUUAUUGUUUUCCUUAAUGAAUUUGUUUGUAAGCAUUUGGUCAAUAUAUUCCAUGAGGAAAUGCACAAGUUUUUGGCA